CGUCGUGCUCGACGAUGCCAAGCUCGACAGUGUCGCUGGAGCCUCUCAGCUCGCCGUCGCCAUCCCCAUCACCGCCUCCACCAGAAACCCGAACGUCGACCUCCAACAAUAGUGGAGCAGGCGCAGGACUCGAUAGCGACUCUGAGCUCUCAGAGUUGACCGAGGACGAGCAGGAAAACGUCAACACCGAUCGCACGGAACAACUGCACCCCACAAAACGUCGAAAGCGUGGUGGAAUAGUCCCCGCACCGAUGUGGGAUUGGGCUUACAAGAACAAGAAGGAAUGGAAGAACACGAUGGUCGAGGAGGAAGAGGAGGAAGAGCAGUCAGGGCCUGCGAAGGCUUUGGAAGAGGAAGAGGAGGAUGACCGUGCGUCUCGCUCUAGGUCUACCACAACACCGUUGCCAGAACGACGGCGGAAGCGCAGCAAUGGCGGCGGUUUAGCGGUCGUGCGUUCGGACGACGAGCAGGACCGCGACCGCGACAAGGAGGAUGAUGCGGCGUCUGCUGAUGAGGCGUCCGCACCACCGGCCCUUGACGAUACUGGCAAUGACCUCGACUACAACUCCGAAGACGACGAAAGCCAUUUCGUGCCACGCGCAGACGCGGCCCGGUCGCGUGAACCGAUAGGCGGUGCUGCUUCCGCUGAGGCCACCGACGACGAGCCUAUGGAAGAAGACGAUGAUCCCGCAGCAGGUGACAAUGCUGUAGAUGACGAUCCAACGAACGAAGAUGGGUGUGCAGCUUCAGACAGCGAAGCCGCUCAGAAGUCGGCCACUAGCACCGCACCGUCCUCUGGUGCUCCGCUACCUACAUCCACCUCCCUCGUCGCCGUCGACCGAGAUGUUGAUCCCGGCGCCACACUCAUGGACGUCGACAAAACCGCACCAGUCCCUGAGAAGGUCUCUCCUAUCGUCGCAGCUGCUGCUGCUUCGUCGAUCAUGGCCGGUGCCGAAGUCGUUGACCCCCCUUCUCCUUCUCCGUCCACUUCAACCGCGUCCGGCUCAGGCCACAACCGCUCGCGGUCGCCCUCAAGGUCUCCUUCACCCGACAAUGUUUCGGAUAACGAAACAAGUAUCAAGCGUGGCGCGCCCAAGACGAGAGGGAAGCUCAGGAGCGGCCGGGCCACCCGGAAUCGUAGUCGUCGAAAAGCAAAGGGCGAGCCAGACCUGGACCUCGAGACGGAUCCAAUCCCUGCGGAGGCCGACAUUGAGGAAGCCGAUGUUGACGAAGGUGAUCUAGAUUCACCAGAGAUAGACAUGGAACUGGAACUGCAACCCGCGCACCGCGCAGAAGCCCUCGAUUACCUGGCUACUAUCGAGUUCAAAUACGCGAUGCUGCGAGAGAAGGUAUACGUGGAGAAGAUGGAAGCACUUGCAUGGGAAGAGGCCUUGGUUCAUCAAGGCAAAGGCAUUCAUCCUGAAAUGCUACAUCUGCACGCUGAGCUCGACCAGCGCAAAGAUACGCGCUUGGAACUUGCGCGAAAGCGACGCACACACGAGGCUGCGAACGUUACAAAACGCCGCAAGUUAGAGGAAACUGGUGUGUGGAGCUGGUGGCAGUUCAGACGCGACGAACUGCAAACCGAGAUGAUCGCGGAGACGCACAGGAAGCGUAGGCAAUUGGACCGGGAACGUCGCGCAUUAGAGCGCCCGCAACCUAUACGCUGCAUACCGAGCCCACCCCGCGAGAUCGCCGCGCCUCCGACCCUGCGGGAUCUCGUUAAAGCUUCUCCAUUUGAUUCUUCGGAAUCUCGGCGGCAUGCAGGUUCUGCCUCUCUGCUCGCGUAUCCACAGCUUAGCACUUUGGCGCCAGGAGAGAUCGCAGGCGAUAUCGAGUUCCUGCUCAACCAUCGUCGAAACGCCGGGCUUGUUAUGAAUCAUCCCGUGUUCCCCCACCCUGUACCUGGCCCACCGGCAUUUGACCAUUACAACGUCGGUCCAGGCGUGCUUGACGGCCCCGGCGCACCUAACCGGUACCCUCCACAUAUGCCCUUCCAGCAACCGCCGAUGCUCCCUCCAGCAAUGCCGCCGCAGAUGGUUCAGGCAUACCCCGGCGUUGCUCCCCCACCACGAUUGCAACAUCACCACUCUGCACCGUCAGGCUCUAUACCUAUAGCUCAUCCUCAAAUGCUCAUAGAGCAGGAGUUUGCUUCUGCACAUCGUCCAGUGUCGGGCUCUGCUCAUCAAAGUACGCAGAUGCAGCAAUAUCCUGCGGGUGGCCCACUAUCAAGGAACCGGCGCUCUCUCUCGCCAGUCCCCCUUCAUCCAGUAGGCAAUGGCUCGACUGUCAUGGGUGCGGGACCGUCUUCGAUCAGUACGAAAGGUAGUGGUCGUUCUGCCAUCCCGGGACCAGGUCCCAGUGGUCUUGGGCUCUCUGAGGCCAAACGCAUCGAUGUGGCGGGGUAUGCCAUGGACCAGGACAUGAUUCUCAUGGACAGAGAACGCGAACGUCAACGCAUGAUGGAACUUGAGAAGCAGAAAGAGCGCGACUACAGAGACCGGAGGGAGCGCGAACGUGCCAUGGAGAUCGAGCAAGAGCGUCGCGAACAUCGUCAGCGAGAGCAAGAACGUGAACAACUCGAUUUAGAACGGGCAAUGGAGAGGUCCAAUCAUGUACCACACGCCGUUCAACGACACGCGUCUCAUCAACAUCUUAUCCACCCUAGCCAGGGCGGUCAUAUGCAUAGUGCUCACCACCAUCACCACCAUCACCACCAUGUCGUCCACCACCACAGCGGUUCAUCCAACGGCUUGGGCUCAAGCACGAGUGGACAGCACCAAGGUAGUCUUCCUCCACUACCUGGUCCGGCAUCGAACGGCGUCGCCUCCGCGGCCAACAGCCCGCAUAUGUCUAUUAGAGAUCCAGAAGCACAGCGCCAGCACGCUGGGAUGCCUGUCGAGGUGAUUGACUUGCAUCCCUCUGUGCAGUCGACCGUGUCCUCACGUUCACUCUCACGGAAGGGUAACGAUGAGCAGCUUGCCCCGCAAGCAGAUGCUGUGCGUGAACGGACAAGGCCACCACUUCCGCAUGAGCGAUCGGCUCCGCCAUUUGUAACACCUCCCACGCAAUCGUCCGGUGGGAACUACCCACCGUCGCCUCAAGCCUCACAAGGCUUUUCUACUGCGCCCGCGUCUGUUGCGCCCUCUCGUAGAGGAUCUUGGAGUACAUCCGACGGAACGGCCGUUCCACGUCCAUCGUCUUCGGCUUCUGCGCAUCUCCCACCUCUUCCCGUCUCGCAGCGCCUUCCCGUGUCAUCAUUACCCAAUCGCAUACCCCCAGCUCAGCUUUCACCGACCGCUCAACCUCACAGAAGCCCGCUGCUACUGUCACCACCACGCAAUGGUAUCAUUAGGCUACCUCUGAGUCCGCCCCAGAGUAGCAGUGUGCGUUCGCCGACUCGUAACUCCCAGCCUUUGCCCGGACCCUCACUUCCGGGGCCUGCAUCAAGCGGUACUGUGACCAAACCCGUGAGCCCGAAGAACACAAGACGCACACCACCACUACCACCACCGCUAACAACUCGGCCUAAAUCUCCUCUCACGAGAGAGCGCAGUAUGAGUAGCACGGUGCCGCCAUCGAUACCUCUUGGCCAGAAACAUUUACGUAUGUCUCCGGUCAGCAUAUUCCCUGCGCCAGUAUCACAGCCUACACCUCUCCCCUCAUCUCGAUUACCCAACGUUGGAACGGACUCUGACGCUAAUCUAGUAUCUGCGCCCCCCAAGGUCAAUGCUGUCCCGGUUGAUUAAUGUCUCGGCUUUCCUUCGCAAAUUUGUUUGUUGUGCGCGUUCGUUUCACUGAGUUAGCUGUGUAUGUAUUAUUCACUGCUCAUCGAUCGUAAUGUAUCAGGGAUAUCACUAGCCCUUUACCCCCUUUGUCUGCCUUUAGCUGCACGUCCUACUUUCCUGCGUUGCUUGACCUCAAAUCAUAACCCCCCACGUCAUCAUC
Messenger RNA from Phanerochaete carnosa HHB-10118-sp, 3948 nucleotides. RefSeq lists its product as uncharacterized. Lineage: Eukaryota; Fungi; Basidiomycota; Agaricomycetes; Polyporales; Phanerochaetaceae. The transcript is spliced from 4 exons. The coding region runs from base 15 to 3749 and encodes 1244 amino acids. The record is from RefSeq and is a predicted model, not a curated record.